ACGGUUGAGGUCUUUCUAGUGCGCAGUGUGAGUGUUGUGGUCAGCGAUAGAGUGGACAAAGCGGGCUACACGAAUUCUGAGAGGCAUAAAUGGGUUUGCGGCAGCGGGGGACCACGCUCGCUCAGAAGUGUAGAAGUCACAACGCCUACUCCUACACCCCCAACGCCGCUCUUCAGCUCUGAAUGCCCCUCGUCCAACUCUGCUAAUCUACGGGGUCAAACUACCCAGAGAUCUAAAUCGCGGGUGGAUGCAAUGUUGGAACGUGCUCUGACACAGCCACAACAGUGUUCCGUGGAUCUACUAGACAACGCCCAAAGUUGGGGUAUUCCUAUCUGGUCGACGGAUAAACUUCUGACCUGGCUGGAAAAAAUCUACGUGUCUUUUCAUGAAAAAUAUAAUUUGAAGCAUCUGAAGCAAAUCAAUCAGUAUAAGCCAGAGAAAGAUUUGAAAGUUAAGAAUCUGAAAGGAUCGUACAUCAAAUUUGAAUCCUUUCGCAGGAAUACCAGACCCGUGUUCCUGGAAUUAUCAGCGUGGCCGACGUUAAACUUCGACGGUGAUCCAGGCUCGUGUCCCUUCGACACGAAGAAGCAGGUGAAGCAGGCCGGCAGAUUAAUUGGCAGAGAAGUUAAAGAGAAUAAGAAAAAUAUUGAAUACAUAAACAAGGAGGAGCAGAGUAAAGAAAUGACUCGGAGACCCCGCGCCACUGCCGCACGUGCUCGUAGAACGGAACAGUUGGUCUCUGGUUACUGUGAGAUUUGUAGUACUCGUUAUGACGAUCUGACGAAGCAUGUGCAAACCGAGCAGCAUGUAAACUUUGCGCGGAACGACGACAAUUUUUUGUCCUUGGAUAGGCUAAUCAAUGCAGGCGCUAAUGUGGAAGCGUUCCUAAAACUGAAUGGAACGAAGGAUAUAGAGAAAGACUGUAAUUUGUUCCCCAAUGAAGAUAACAAUCUUCACAAUGUAGUACUGCCCGAAGAGAAGGUAACCAAAAACACCAAGACUUUAAGCAAUUUUAGUGUCGAUGAGAUAAAAAUGGUGCAGUGUAAUGGUGCGCGCAGAAACCUUAAUUUAAAGUUGAGCUCGCCGCACAAUCUACGUGCUCGCGCGAAACACGAGAGCGGUCACCUCCUGAGGUCCAAGGGUAGCCCAUGGCACGAGGUCGAAAAGAGCGAGAAGUUCUACGACAAGUUAGAAGGCUAUACUAUCAAGAAACGUUCUAAGGGCACUAUCUGGAUCGAAGAGGAGGAUCCGGAGGACAAGUAUGCGGAGGAUAUUAUAAAGGAGCCCAAGCAGGAGGACUACAAGAUCAAACCGUUUUCGAAGGACCUCGACGAGGUAUAUCACACUAAUAAUAAGGAAGAUAAUGUCAAUAGUAAGCACAACACUGAGCCGCCGAAUCUGCAACAAACAGUGGUGCAUACACAAAACUGUAUUAUAAACUCGCGUCGUAUAUCGGAAGAUGCGGACUAUCUCAAAAGCAAGGACCACGACAAACGUAACGGUGACGAGAACUCUGGUCCUUUCGAGUGUACGAUCAACGAGAAUGACGUGGUGGAAAAUAAUUUUAUCGUGAAUAUAUCCAUGUUGUGCAAUGACGAGUCUUUUCACAGGGACAAUUGUGCACUGCAAACGAUGGAUGCGAGAAAGUUUGCGGACGAUACCGCACUCCUCGACACGACCGAUAUCGUCUGCAACGGGCAUAGCAAGAACAGCCGCAAGCUUGACCACACGGUGGUGAAGCCGUUGCAGGGGGAAAACACUCGGUACGUGAAGUCCAAGCAUCAUCCACGAGCCGGUCGAAGAGGCGGCAGGAACAUCAGAGGUCGGCACCGGUUAUCGGUGGAGGAGCGUCUGAUCGAAGACAAUCGCGCUUAUUACAAGGUCGAAGUACUGGGGAACAAGUUGCGAUCAAGCGCGAUACCAGGUAGCAAUUCGCAGCAUGCGACGUCCAAGGACGGUGAUGACGAAGAGAAGAAGGAAGAGACACCGUCCAGCGAGAAGCCAGUGGUUGUUAGAUUCAAGCGUGUGAGGAAGUCGGAAUUGUCGCUACUCAGCGACGAGGCGGAGUCCUUUAUGUUCGGCGAGCCGAAGCGGGACGAUUCCAGUGACGUUAGUUACGGCGAUCAGAGUAGUCUGCUACCGAGGGACACCGAGAGCGACAUCAACGAGAUGAAUGUGUCACCGAGCUCACCGUUGAUCUCCAGUUCGCCGGUGAAGCCGGAGGUCAUCGAGGAAGAUUCGCAGGACUCUGUGCAUCUCGGUCGAGCGAGGAAGAGAAGACGCACGCAGGCUGAAGCGUUCAUCAGAGAUAACACCGACUACUACAAGUUCGAGACGCCGGGCAGCAGAUUGAGGUAUCAGGCUCCAUUGACCGGCAUCAAGGACGCUGUGGACGGUGGAGAACGCGCGAAAAAAUCAUCGGAGGCCAACAACAGAGCGGCUGCGCAGGCUUACUGCGACGACGUCGACAAGAUUUAUCCGUCCAAGCCGUCAGCAGAGAUCGAGAAGAUGCAGUUCUCCUUCGAGGCGAUACCGCAAUCCGAGCCGUGGUAUCAAACGUACCAACGUCAAGACACGGGCGCGGAAUAUUGGCAUUGUUUCAGCGAGAACGACUCGAUGAAGCCAUUUCUGCUGCCGUACGAGAUCGAGAACUUCUCCGAGACCAUGCUGAAGAACCUAAACAGUCGAAUCGAUGGUAAGAAGAGAGGUCGUGGACGCGGCGUGGGAUGCGUCGGUCGCUCGCCUAGGAAGAGCCCGCGUUGUCACGCGUCUACGUUGGCCAUCAUGUCCACCAUAAUACGCAAGAGGGAGCAACAGCAACAGCCACCGUCGUCGACCCUGUACACGAUAGAGGAGUCACCGAUCGCCGCUAGAUCACGCACGAACACACCUCGGCCGGAACAGAAGCAAGACGCGAAAAACCGAGCUUCGGAAGUCGACGAGGAGCUAAAGGAGAUGGCGAGGACUAUCGACGAGAUGCUGAGCGCGAAGGGUAUGACGGAGCUCGACGUCUCGUUCGAGCCGGACGAGCAGAUGCAGACCGACUUCUACGAGUCCAACGUGCCAAAGGGCGCGCCGUCGAAUCUGCUGGAGUUGCUCGAUAACUGCCACGAUGUCAUCAACUGCCUGGAGAACUCGUCGUGCGCCAGCUCGGAAUGCGGCGAGACGAAUCCGGAGUGUCCGCUGAAGCGGCGGAAACGGCGGAAAAACCGAACUGGUUGGCCCGACAAUAAGAUGAAGAGGAAACUGCAGAGCAACAGCAGCAAGGUCCUGGCGGACACCGCUUAUUGCGAGCGGAAGACGCUGUUGGACAAGAGGCUGUUCUCGGACAACGGACUGGCCAGCUCCAUCGAGCGACGCACAUUGAUCGUGUCCAACGGAUUGUCGGAAGAGACUGAUCCUCGAGCGGCGGUCACCACGUCGAAUAAUAUUUUGUUGAGCGGGGCGGAGAGGAUCGGUGCGAACCCGAAGAUCGACACGGAUGCACCGAUACUAGAGAACUGUGCUUCCACCGCGUCUCACAAACCGUGCCACGAGACGCUCACCAAGAGAGACACCAAGAGCAUAGAGAUCACCAGCGACACGGGGCUGCCAACGAGCACGGACAACAGCUACGCGGAGUUGUCGGUCUCGUCGGAAAACGACAUUGUGACGGACAACAGGAAAUGUUAUCCGUCGAUAAAGGAGUAUCCGUACAGAAAAGAGCUGUCGGGUGUCGAGGAGAUCUCCGAGAACGACCCGGGCAACGACGAGAAUCAGCUGAGCGCAUCCUACCGGAAAGACGUCGCCAACGCGUUGACGAUCGCCGAGAGGAACUUCAUCGCGAAGACGCCCAUGAAGAAACGCGGUCAGCGCGAGCACACCGUUACGUCGGAGUUGGCUUGCACGGAGCUGCGCACGGAGAUUGAGAAUCACGACAAUCUACUGACGUGCAGGAAGGACGCGGAAUCCGGUAUAGUAGUUCCUAGGAAGCACCACGGCAACGAGCUGUCACCGAAGCGGCAGCAGCAACGACGCAGUAACUCCGAGAACACCGACGGUCCAACGGACAUGCCGUUGUUGGAGGAGCGCCAUCACAGCGUCGGCGGCCUGUGCAGACGUAGACGCGUGGGAUCACGGAAGCGCAUCUACUCGAGAAAACGGCAAUCGAGGCCGUCCGCCGCCGCGAACCUGUCGUCGUCCGAUGUCGCGGCGACGAUGUAUGACGAGAAUUGUAAAAAGGAUUCCUACCUGAGUAUUACGUGUAAUAAUAAGAAGCAGCAGCAGCAGACAACGGCCGCGACCGCCGCCGCGACCGUGGUACGCGCGGGCAUGAAGCGCAAAAGCGAGGCUGUCUCGUCGGAUUCCAUCCAAGAGUCCUCCGACGUGGACUGCAGCGGUCCGCUGUCGGAGCGCGUUAGCCCGCCGGAGUUAUCACCGGUCGAGCUGGAGCAGCGCCGUUCGAGCAUCGAUUUCCAACCGGUCGUGCGAAUGAUGAAGCUCGACGACCAGGUGGACAUUGAUCACAGCAGUAUUCUGUCGGUGACGGUGGCGAGCAACAGACGGCUGAGAAGUUCCGGCACGUCGCGAUCGAACACAGCUAAACCGGCGAAGAAGCGCCUCAAGUCCGGCCGCGGUCAGUUCGGACGGUGGCUGAAGAACAGCUGAAGACCCGAAGAAUGAUCGAGUGGGGAACUGUACUUCGGCUUAGGUCGACUUGUAAUCGCGACUCGGUCUGGUGACUAUGGCAAGGCCGUCGGUUCAUACAUCGUCGCCGUUGUGGUGUACAUUGUGUAUAAAAAUAUUAUUUGUGUACGUAGAAUAGUAUUUAACAUCACUGACACACACACACACACACACACAUACACACACACAUACACCAUAGAAUUCUCUCUAUCCCUCUUCUUCUCCCCCCUCUCCCUUUCUCUGUCUAUUUAGUGAUACCGUUUUAUUUAGUACCGUUUUUCCCGGUGAUUAGUUUUAACGCUACCCGAGCGGUAUCUUCUCCACAUUCUAUACGUUCGUUAGAUGCGGUCCUUGUAUUCUCGGAAACGGAUGUUCUAGAUUUAUUUCUUUCUAUUCGACUCAUCGUUCUAUCAUCCUUCUCUAUAAUUUUCUCUCUUUUUUUACUUUAGUUUUCUCCUUUCUCAUUAGACGAAAACUGUGUACCACUCGGAGAUACAACAGAAUCGUUUCGUUCGAACCACGAUAUAUUUAAGAUUGUUUCCACGUAGAAUGUAUUGUUUUAGAGUACGCAAGACUGCAUACAGCUUUAUGACAGUGUAAUCAUUUCUGUUAUGAUGCGCAUUAUGAUGAAUCGUUUGAUUCUCUCAGCGGAACUAUCUGAAUACUUUAUUUCAAGUAAACCUACUGUAAGCCUCAUGAGUUCAGAAAGAGAAACAAUUAUUAUUAAA
Molecule: messenger RNA, 5393 nt
Organism: Harpegnathos saltator (Jerdon's jumping ant)
Lineage: Eukaryota; Metazoa; Arthropoda; Insecta; Hymenoptera; Formicidae
Exons: 5
Biological process (GO): positive regulation of nuclear cell cycle DNA replication; regulation of cell cycle phase transition
Cellular component (GO): Dbf4-dependent protein kinase complex
Molecular function (GO): nucleic acid binding; zinc ion binding; protein serine/threonine kinase activator activity
Source: RefSeq, a predicted model, not a curated record